Messenger RNA from Lemur catta (Ring-tailed lemur), 1921 nucleotides. It is a transcript of the gene NRG4, whose product is annotated as neuregulin 4. Gene Ontology annotation, molecular function: chemorepellent activity. The coding region runs from base 436 to 786 and encodes 116 amino acids. Gene Ontology annotation, biological process: intracellular signal transduction; animal organ development; nervous system development. The record is from RefSeq and is a predicted model, not a curated record. The transcript is spliced from 10 exons. NCBI's taxonomy places the organism in Eukaryota, Metazoa, Chordata, Mammalia, Primates, Lemuridae.
CCGGGCAGGCGGUCGCAGCCGGGCAGGGGGCGGGCGGGGGCCGCAGCCCAGGCCGGAGCGCAGCGCGCGGGCUUCGUGGCGUGGAUAUACCGUUUGUAAUGUGGCUGUAAUUGGCAUGAUGUCCCAUACCAAGAUGACUUUUGAGCAGAAGAAAUAGACAUGAACCAUAAAGAGACAGCCAGUUUCCUCUCUACUCUACAAUCUAGAAGAAAAAUUUUCAUCUAAGGACAGAUAAGAGCGAUUGGCUUUGGGAGAAGACCUUGAUAUUACACCUGUGUUAAUGGGAAGUUGUAGAUUGAGAUUUCUGUUACAAAGUCUUUGUGCUUAAGUCAGGAGUAGGUGGCCUUUAAGGAACAGAAUUGAGAGCUUGUAAUCAUAAUGUGCCGUUUUUCAACCCUAAGUUUUGACCAAGAAUGAAACUAUUUAAAAAUUAAGAUGCCAACAGAUCACGAAGAGCCCUGUGGUCCCAGUCACAGGUCAUUUUGCCUGAAUGGGGGGAUUUGUUAUGUGAUACCUACUAUUCCCAGCCCAUUUUGUAGGUGCAUCGAAAAUUAUACAGGAGCUCGUUGUGAAGAGGUUUUUCUCCCAAGCUCCAGCAUCCAAACGAAAAGCAACCUGUUUGCAGCUUUCGUGGUGUUGGUUGUCCUUCUAGUAACACUUAUCAUUGGAGCCUUCUACUUCCUUUGCAGGAAGGGCCACCUUCAGAGAGCCAGUUCCGUCCAGUAUGAUAUCAACCUGGUAGAGACAAGCCAUACCAGUGCCUACCACAGUCAUGGAGAACACUGAAGACACGUCAAAGUGAACCGAAUCACUGCUUUUAUUUUACAAAGACAGAAAAUGAAACAACAUAAGGAUUUUCACUAAGCCAACUCACCCAGUUUCUACAACUGAAAAUCAAGGCAAUCAUCUAAAAAUCUCAUGAUUUCUCAUCCAGAGUAUUUGGAGUCUCCUGUUCCCAUUAAAACUGAAUUUAUGUUAGUACAAACCUGGGCCAGACUGUGUAUGUAUAAAAUGACAAAAGUACAUUUAUUUUUUCUUGAAAAUUUCUGUAGAUUACAUAGAAAGUUCUCAGAUUUGUAAAAGUUUAUUUCUACUGUAUAAUAAUUCUUUGCACAUUCAUUUUGUUAAAUUUGCAAUAUAAAUCAAUGACAAUCUGCUAUCUGGCCACCUACGUUGAGAUAUCCAGGUUUAAGCAAAAUCAAGAGAACUGUAGUGAGGCAGCUUACUGGACCCCAGUUCCAUCACUCUGCAGGGCGUAUCUAUCCCAGGUCUGAGAUCCAGUGCCUACCUUCCCUCUCCUUAAGAUGUCCACUGGCUGGUAAGGGCUUUCAUUCUGCCUGGACUGAAGGAAAUGGAAACAUAUUCCUUGAUGGAGCCUUUGACAAAGCAAACUGUAGCCCCAGAAAUGAUUUUGCUUUGAAAAAUCAUUGUUUUUGAAUGUCUUGAUUAAAUAAAUCAUUCUGUAAUCUGAUCUUCACUUGAGAGAAGGCCAGCAACUCAGUACUUACACUAAGGGUACACCUUUGCUUCUCUUUUUGUGCUUGCCUCGAUUUUUUUCAUGUGAUCAUUUUUUUUGUUUGUUCCAUAAAGGACCACAAUGGUUAUCUUUGGAAUUUAGUUUGUUUUGGCUGAAACAAUAAUUAUUCCUUUAAUGCUUGUUUUUUUUUUUUUUUUUAAGACAAGCCUUUCAAAAUUGUAGUAAAUUAGUUAUUGAGCUUUAACUUUGGUUAAAUUACUAUUCUCAUAUAACCUAGAGGCCUCUGAAAGGCAGGGAGGAUGAUUUUCAUUAGUACUAUUGUUGUUUCUAUUGGUCACUUCACCCCUUUCUACUGUGCACUAAGGUUGCAACCAGCUGGGCAUGGUGGCUCACGCCUGUAAUCCUAGCACUCUGGGAGGCCAAGGCAGGAGGAUCGCUCAAGGU